Dermacentor silvarum is the source of this 1174-nucleotide messenger RNA. Its product is annotated as THAP domain-containing protein 11-like. Bases 99 to 1007 code for a protein of 302 amino acids. The record is from RefSeq and is a predicted model, not a curated record. The transcript is spliced from 3 exons. Lineage: Eukaryota; Metazoa; Arthropoda; Arachnida; Ixodida; Ixodidae.
UGCCAUUUUCCACGUGUUUUUCAGUCGUGUUCUUAAUUGCUACAAAGUGUGCUCGCGCAGCUUAAACAGCGCUUGCGAAAGCACUGGUCGCAACAGCGAUGGUUUACUGUUGCGUGCCGUUUUGUAAAUCGAGCGGACGGACAUCUGCUGGCAUCUCAUUUCACGAGUUUCCUGUCACUGAUGUGCGCGUACUUUGGCUGAAGAAGAUAUCUCGCCAAGGCGAAGGUCCGGGAAAACAGCCAUGGGCGCCAAGCGACAGAAGUAAAGUUUGCAGCCUUCAUUUUAAGCCUGAUGACUAUAGGGAAGGCCUUAAAUCAAAAAGGCUAAAACCAGAUGCUGUGCCAUCAGUGUUCCCACACUACCCAGUGUAUCUACAGGAGCAGCCCAAGAAGGGGCGAAGAGAAUUGAAGCAUCGAUUAGCUUUGUCACCUGCAGAUGGACCUGAUGUGGAUGCCAAAAGGAAGAAGAUGGAAGCUUCUGUAGCUCCCUGCUUGCAACCCGAGGGCCAAAGUGUACAAGCGGAAAUCGAGGACUGUGCAGAUUACAACGAAUCCUUUGAACCUCUAUCUACAGAAGAACAAUGCUGUUCUCAGCCUGUACCACUGGAAAAAUUCAGUAGCCCUAACUUUUUAGAUCUACAGCUACAAGACAGCCCCAAAUGUGCACAGACACCUACAACACUGUUAGUACACUCCACGGAAAAGAAAUUGAUGCCAAUGUGCCUUUCUCAGGAAAUCCCAUCCAUCUUCUUGUUGCCUGCACCUGAAGCAUCACGCAAGACUCCUUCAGCUUUAAGGAGGCUUACCAGGGCACAAGGAAUGCAGACGAGACUUUCCUCUGCAAAAAUAGUGACGCUGGUGAAGCAAGUAAAGACAUUGAAAAGGAAAUGCCAAAGACUCCUUAAGAAGCAAGGGAGGCUACAGGAAGAGGCUUCUUCACUGAAGCAACAGGCUAAAAAAAUGGAUGCAUGGAUGAAGAAAUCAAAUUUCACCAUUCUCCAGGUAUGAAAAGUGUAAGCCACUAAGAUAAAUUGUAUGACUACACAAAUCCUUAUGUAGUCAUCCAAAAUUAACUGUAUUUAUAUCUAUACAGCUGAACAUCUUUGAGUAGGUACAAAGGAAAGAUUGAGAGGAGGAAAUAUGAUGAUACAGUGACCGGUCAAUUUUUUUUCUGU